Solanum pennellii is the source of this 495-nucleotide messenger RNA. RefSeq lists its product as uncharacterized. The record is from RefSeq and is a predicted model, not a curated record. The coding region runs from base 1 to 495 and encodes 164 amino acids. Lineage: Eukaryota; Viridiplantae; Streptophyta; Magnoliopsida; Solanales; Solanaceae. The transcript has a single exon.
AUGGGUACCAACAAUAUCAUUCAGUUCAAUCUUGCGUCCCAGUUACCCCUCAAACUAAGCGGUGGUCUCAACUUUGCCACCCGGAAAGCCCAACUCUCCAUGCUUAUGUAUGGCGACAACCUCUUUGGACAUCUAUAUGGGACCACUCUGGCCCCCGGUCGCACGAUUACCCUAGGUAUGAACACAUCUCCUAAUCGUACCUUCUUAACUUGGUUUCGUCAGGACAAACUCAUCCACAAUGCCCUCAUGGCUUCUGUCAAACCCUCUAUUGCUCGUACUGUUGCUGCCACUGUCUCAACUAAAUUAGCUUGGGAUGCUUUACAUACCAUUUAUGAAGACAGAUCUCAAACUCAGCUAUUUAGCUUGCGUGAUCAACUUGCCCGUGUCUCUAUAGAAUCACGCUCAAUUACUGAUUAUCCUUACACUAUUCGGUCUCUUUCAGAUGAGUUAGCCACUGUUGGUGCUCCUGUGUCCAAUCUUGAACUUAUCUUCUAA